Molecule: messenger RNA, 1282 nt
Organism: Talpa occidentalis (Iberian mole)
Lineage: Eukaryota; Metazoa; Chordata; Mammalia; Eulipotyphla; Talpidae
Product: C1GALT1-specific chaperone 1-like
Exons: 1
Coding region: 91-1044 (317 amino acids)
Molecular function (GO): N-acetylgalactosaminide beta-1,3-galactosyltransferase activity
Source: RefSeq, a predicted model, not a curated record
ACAGCCAACCAGGAGUGCACACCGCGUUAACCAGAAGCAGCGUGUGCGGCUGCGCCUGCCCGCCCCUGAGCCGUUGGACCUGUGGUAAAAAUGCUUUCUGAAGGCAGUUCAUUUUUGAAGGGUGUGUUGCUUGGAAGUAUAUUCUGUGCCAUGAUUACUAUGCUACGACACAGUGGAACUGGUCCUGGAAAUAGAAUGCACCACCACCAGCAUCAUCACCUACGAGCUCUUAGUAAAGAAGGUAACUUAAGGAUUUUAAAGCAUGAAAGCAUGGAGCUCGGUAAGAGCUUACGGGUGUACUGUAUGAUCCACGUAACACUCAAAGAUGUGGCGCUCUGGGCUGCAGUGAAGGAAACCUGGACCAAGCACUGUGACAAAGCAGAGUUCUUCACUUCUGAAAAUGCUAAAGUGUUUGAGUCAGUUAACUUGGAAACAAAUGACAUGUGGUUAAUGAUGAGAAAAGCUUACAAAUACGUCUUUGAUAAAUAUAAAGACCAAUACAACUGGUUCUUCCUGGCUCGACCCACUACAUUUGCUAUCAUUGAAAACUUAAAGUAUUUUUUGUUUAAAAAGGAUCCAUUACAACCUUUCUACCUAGGCCACACUGUAAAAUCUGGUGACCUUGAGUAUGUGAGUGUGGAAGGAGGAAUUGUCUUAAGUCUAGAAUCAAUGAAAAGACUUAAACACCUUCUCAGUGUCCCAGAAAAGUGUCCUGAACAGGAAGGGUUAAUUUGGAAGCUAUCUGAAGAUAAGCAGUUGGCAGUAUGCCUGAAAUAUGCUGGAGUAUUUGCAGAAAAUGCAGAAGAUUCUCAAGGAAAAGAUGUAUUUAAUACUCAAACUGUUGGGCUUUUUAUUAAAGAGGGAUUGAUUAAUCACACCAAAGUGGUAGAAGGCUGUUGUUCAGAUAUGGCUGUUACUUUUAAUGGACUGAGUCCUAAUGAGAUGCAUGUGAUGAUGUAUGGGGUGUACCGUCUUAGGGCGUUUGGGCAUAUUUUCAAUGAUGCAUUGGUUUUUUUACCUCCAAAUGACUCUGACAAUGACUGAGAAAGUGGAAUGUGCAUGUAUAGGACAUGUGUUGUCAUUACUUUAAUAACUACAUACCCAAUACAACAUAUUUUUUUUUUCUUCUUUAGUUGUAUGAUCAAGUUUAGUAGUGUAUUUUUAAAUAGAGUGGAUUCUUCCCCUCAAAACACAGGAAAAUUUCAAACAUAUUGGAGAAAAUGUUUUAAAAGUAGUAAUUUUGCAAAUAAAGGACAUAUUUAUGAACAUUAAAAAUCUGUGU